Ornithodoros turicata is the source of this 908-nucleotide messenger RNA. RefSeq lists its product as uncharacterized. Bases 21 to 713 code for a protein of 230 amino acids. The record is from RefSeq and is a predicted model, not a curated record. The transcript has 6 exons. Gene Ontology annotation, cellular component: membrane. Lineage: Eukaryota; Metazoa; Arthropoda; Arachnida; Ixodida; Argasidae.
UACGAUUUGCAUCAGAAAGAAUGUUCGAGAUUUUGGUGGCCUUGCCACGACCGACGCCCAAAAUAGCCGCGCCAGCCGCGGAGGGCCUUUUGCGCCACCAUUUGGACCUCGAGCCACACCAGUUUCAUCCAUACGUGAACCAUCUUCACGCGUGGUUUCCACUUGCUCUAUGCACCAGGGGUCCUUCAUCAAGACAGGUCCUCGCCAUGCCUACAAUUGGCGCCGACAGAGCGUACGUCUCAACUACCAAUGGCCUGUUGCGAAUAGCCGAAAUCAUUCUAGGUCUGUGCGGCCUAAUCUGCGUCGAGUCCAUCGGUGACGAAUGCUACAAUACCUUCCUGCACCGGUACGAGUUCAGCCUCUUCGUGCUCAUCACUUCAUUUCUCUUCGCCUUCCUCGUCAUUCUCGUGUUCGUCCUCAGGGCGCAAGAAGCGCUCACUAGAUGCUUUAACAUACCCAUUUCGCUCCUCGUUGCGGACAGCUUCAUCGCACUCUUCUACCUGAUCGUCUGCUUGCUGGAAUUCACCGCGUACUGCACAGAUCCCGACGACAAUGCGGCCACUAAAGUAGCAGGGGUGUUUGGCUUGUUCGCUAUGGUGUGCUUCGUUGUCUCGUCGUACUUUUCAUACAAGUUCUUCCAAGAAGAGAGGUUACCAACCUCAGUUCCGCCGGGUCUGCACUCCGUAACGGUUACGCAGGUUAUACCAAAGUGACCGCAGCUUGAAAUCUAUGUGCUCAUGAUAAAAACUGCCAACGUUGAAAUAUUUAGAGAGACGGGUGAAAUUGAACCAUUGUUAUUACCAUUUCAGUGUAUCGGGGACAUAAGUAGCUCCGUUUGAAACUUGCUGGCUCAGGUGAGAGUUCCAAGCGAGGAUCCAUUAAAAUAUCAAAAAGGAUCACCCAAAUUA